Messenger RNA from Linum trigynum, 3621 nucleotides. NCBI's taxonomy places the organism in Eukaryota, Viridiplantae, Streptophyta, Magnoliopsida, Malpighiales, Linaceae. The record is from the annotation of a GenBank genome assembly.
CUAGUAUAAGAAAUCGUCGAACCGCAGGGCGAUUUUGAUUUUGACUGAUCGCGGUCGUUCUCGUUAUUUCUUCCAGCGAUUUUGGGCAGUACAUUAAGGGGUCGUUUGGAAGUUGCGAUUGUUUUGUUGAGAUUGUCAUUAUGCAUGUAUUGUUUACAAUGCAUUGUUUUUUUUUUAGGAGAAACAAUACAUGGAUUGUUUCUAUGAUGUGACAGAAAUAUCACUCAUUUUGAGUGAUUGUUAUAUCUCAACUUUUAGUUGUGAUUGUUGAGAUAGUUGAGUUGAGAUUGUUUUGUCUCAGCUUUUAGCUGAUGCGACAUACACAAUCACACAUACCAAACGUUGUAUUCUACACUGCAUCAAUUUCGACAAUACAUGUAUACAUGCAUUCUCAACAAUACAUCUAUUUAACAACCACAACUUCCAAACGACCCCUACCUUUGACUUUUCGAGAACUUGUAUCGGAUUUCUAGUUUGACUUGUUGGCUAACUUAAUAGCGGUGUAAAAGAAUUGUUGUAGCUAGUGUUGUAAGUAGCAUGGUGAAUUUUCGCUCUAUAAGAUUGUGGACUAGUGUUGUGGCAAAUUGGGAAUGAGUAACUGAAUAAUGAUAUUUGUACUCUUGUCUAAUUUAUGGUGCCAUAUGAACUAUUAUAACAUCUCAUCUUAUAUUUUUGUGCAUGUUAUACGUUGUUGGCAAAAAUUAGUAUAGUUCAAAAAUCUUCUACAAAAUUAUAAUAUGUUAAAAGAUGUAAGCAUUGUUCCGAUAUCAUUAGGAAUGUGAAUGUCGAUUAUGAUUCUUACAGUAGUGAGAAUAGUCAUGAGUUUAGAAAUUUGUGUUUGUAGUUCACGGUCUAAACUGAAAAAUCACGAUCGUGACAUUCUCUCACUCUUCCCUCGUCCCCUUAUGUUUCUAUCUCACGAUCUCAACCAAAAAAUCCAAAAUUACUUAAAAUAACAUAAUUUGAGUCCAAUCCGUCUUCCUUGCAUAUUCAGAUGUGUGCGAGUAAAUGUUUCCCAUUACUCAAUAAGUUGUGGGGUCAAUGAUUUUGAGCUCAAAGAUUAAAAUCCAUCCAACAAACCUUGCAUACCUAAGCUUAUAAGAACAUAUAACAUGUACUUUCGAACCUUGUCAUCCGAUAGCAUCUCUCCUAUCAUUUAGAGGAUUGCUGAACUUGUUGGUUAUAAACUUGUUGCACUACAAGAAAGUUAGUAUUCAGCGACCAUUUUUCGAGCGACCACAAUGAAAUGGUCACCGAAAGUCAUGUUUUUUUACGAUUGACAAAUUAUAAUCAUGAUAGUUCAGUCACUUAAUUUGUUCAAUGUAACAAUUUUUUUACUAUCAUUUGUUAAAUUUUGGCGACUUAAUAAAUCAUCGGGAAUUAGAGCUGUGUGACGACCGGGAGCUAGCUACUCCGGCCUUGCUGAACUUCAAUACAACAAAAGACUCCACACCCAAAACAAUGCAAGUUUCCUACUACAACAAACAUGAAUAUAAAACCAUUAAAGUUAAACAGAAAGGGUUUCAUUCAUUCAUUCAUUUAAGCAGAGAAAACAGCCUCAACGAUCGCAUGCUUCUUCUCCGGGUACCCAAUCCCAAACAUGUGACUCAAAUACACCUUCCCGUCUUUCACCGUCGCCGCCGUCGACAGCCGAUGAGAAGGCCCCUUGAAGCUGCCCACCACUUUAGCCGUCUCCCAACCGUCGGAGCUCUCCACCAGCCUGGCCGACGGGCUCGAACCGGCGACCACGAGCCGAGUCGGGGACAGCAGCUCCAUCCCGUCUCCGAACGCCAGCGACCCUUCGACGUGGACCAAUCCGACGCUGACGUCUGGAAGCCGGACCUUGAACAGGUUGCCGGUGAAGGUGUGGAUGACGAGCAAGUAGCCGUCGGGGUGGUAAACGAUGCCGUUGAGGCCGACCAGGGAUUUGUACCAUUGUUUUGGAGUGAAGAGAGGGUGGGUGAUUGUGGAAAGGAGUUGGCCGUCGGGACCGACCUUCCAGAUUUUGUUGCCCGCAACGUCGGUCACGUACGCGUUGCCUUCUGCGUCCACUGCCACGUCGUCCGCAAAGGCUUUCCCGUCCUCUGCAUCCACACAAAGCCCAUUUCAAGUCAUGAGUUAUAGUUAGUUUCCCUAACAAGACGCUAUUCAAGCUGGCUGCCUAACUCGCUAGUCAUAUUAUCGAAUCAAUUCAUUAGUUCAAAAUAAACGAGCUCAACUCGUGAAUUGAUUCGUAUAUGUUACCUGAACAAAAUUUAUUUCAAAUGAAUUUUAAACUAGCUUUUUUUGAGCCAACCAUCGACUUGAUGGUCUGAUCAAUGAAACUGGUGCAGGACUGCAAAUGUGGAGGUUUAAUAUAAGAGGCCUAUCAUGUAGCACAUGCCCAAACUAAAUAAAAGAAAAGUUAGGCUGUUCAAAUUAUGGGCCGGCCGGCUAGUAUAGUACCAAGUCCCAGCUCACAGUAAAUUAAAUAGGAAUUUCCUAGGGAUCUCCUGCGGUAAAUUGAAAUAAGAUAACUUGAAUUUUUAACUUGUUACGGCAAGUUUCAUAGAUUGCACUAUGUAAAAUACAAUAGAAAUUACGUAAUAGUUACCUAACAUAUUGUAAUCUUAUGUAACAAUUGUAAAAGAUCAUUACAGAAGCUUUACGUAAUAGGAUGUGUUUUUACGUAAUGAGUAUUAACCUCAAAUUACGUAUAAUGCUAAGUCAUUACGUAACUUUUACGUAACGCUAUUGAUUUAACUGUUACCUAAGAAAUAACUAUCGUUUCAUAACCUUUACAUAAUGGAAGGUCUUUUUACGUAAUGAAUAUUAACCUCAUGUUGCGUAAAGUGUUAAGUCAUUAUGGAAGCCUUACGUAACGCUUCCGAUUUAACUGUUACAUAAGAAAUAACUAUCAUUCCGUAACCUUUACGUAAUGAAUGUGUAUUUUACUUAACAGUUGGAAAAUGUCAUUACGAAAGCCUUACGUAAUAGAAUAUCUCUUUACGUAAUGAGUAUUAACGUCGUGUUACGUAAAUAGCUAAGUCAUUGCGAAAGCUUUACAUAACGCUUCUGAUUUCACUGUUACGUAAGAAAUAACUAUUGUUUCGUAAUCUUUACGUAAUGGAUUUGUAUUUUACGUAACAGUUGUAAAAGUUCAUUACGAAAGCCUUACAUAAUGGAAGGUCCUUUUACGUAAUGAGUAGUAAUCUCUAUGUUACGUAAAGUGUUAAGUAAUUACGAAAGUCUUAUGUAAUGCUUCUAAUUCAAUCAGAAUUAAAAAAAAAGGAAAUGAUUAAAUAAGGAAAACCAUUAAAUGCGAAAAGGAAAGAAAAAAAGUUAAGAAAGGUAAAUUGCUUUGUUGGUGACCGGCAACUAGGGAUGACAAAAAUAUCCGUAACCGUGGAUAUCCACCCGAAUCUGACCUAAUCGGGUAGGGUAAAAUCCGAACCCGAAGCAUUUUUCGUGGGUACGGGUAAAACCCGAACCCGAAUAUUGCGGGUAAUGGGUGGACAUGGUUAUCUCACUAUCCAACCCGAACCCGCCCGAUUAUACACAUGCAUAUGUAUUUUGUCUAGAAAUUAUCAUUAUUUUUCUCUAGAAUAUUUUAUAUUUAGCAUAUAAAUAUAAUAUUUUCAU